Ostrinia nubilalis (European corn borer) is the source of this 648-nucleotide messenger RNA. RefSeq lists its product as uncharacterized. Lineage: Eukaryota; Metazoa; Arthropoda; Insecta; Lepidoptera; Crambidae. Bases 1 to 648 code for a protein of 215 amino acids. The record is from RefSeq and is a predicted model, not a curated record. The transcript is spliced from 2 exons.
AUGAGCAACAAUAACAACUCUGACGUCGCCAUGGACCCUACUGCUUCCGGUAGCGCAGAACCGCAAUUUUUCAACGCAGAACAAAGUCCGGACGUCAAGUUUGACUUGGCGGGAAUCUCCAUCCAAUCGAAGAUACUUCCUUUCUGGCGUGAUCAUCCACGGCUAUGGUUCGCGCAAUACGAAGCACUAAUAAACCCUAUGAAGAUCAGCGACGAGCAGAAAUUCAGAUACGUCCUAGGAGUACUACAAACUUCGGAGAUACAGCAAAUAAGUGACAUCUUAUUGAACCCACCUGAAAAACGAAAAUAUGACGCGCUGAAAGAACGCUUGCUCUCCGUGUACCAAGAAUCUGAGACGAAACAAUUCCAGAAACUGAUUAGUGGGCUAGAACUGGGAGAUCAAAAACCUACUCAGCUACUUCGACGGAUGCGCGAACUUGGUGGCAGCUUAGUACCCGACGACGCACUAAAAGUCAUGUGGAUGAACCAACUACCUACCUACGUCAGAACCGUCUUGGCAAUCAACAAAGAAGCUACACUGUCAACCCUAGCUGCAAUGGCCGAUUUAAUGAUGGAACAACACGAACCCAAAUGGUCUCAAGGAGACUGGUGGCAGCUACAAGGACAACACAAUGAAAACAUCAAGUAA